Molecule: messenger RNA, 1023 nt
Organism: Salvelinus namaycush (lake trout)
Lineage: Eukaryota; Metazoa; Chordata; Actinopteri; Salmoniformes; Salmonidae
Gene: commd8
Product: COMM domain containing 8
Exons: 5
Coding region: 59-589 (176 amino acids)
Source: RefSeq, a predicted model, not a curated record
AUCACUUAUCAGCUGAUUCGUGACGUUUUACAAGGAAGGCGAAACUCGACAACAAAACAUGGUACAUUUACUUGACAAAUUACGUCCUGAAGAAUGUCCAAAACUAUUACACAGGGUGGUGGAUGGUGUAUGUGGGCGGGAGUCCCCUCGGAUGGCAGACUAUGGUGACAUGUGGACCCUUGUAGAAUGGAUGGAGCUCCUUGACUCCCUCUCCUCUCUGUUCCGGCUCGCCGUCGGUAAGAACACCCCAGACGAAGAGGUGCUGGCAUCGUUGGCAGACGUGGGCCGGGGGUACGGGGAGGCCGUGCUGACCGUCCUGAGGGCCAGACGGGAGGAGAUCCGCCAGGCGCUGGUAGAGAGGACCAAUAACGUGUCCAGCUCCACCCUCCAGGACUUUGACUGGCAUAUAAAGCUGGCAUUGGCCAGCGAUAAGAUCUCGUCUCUCCAGACCCCUCUACUCAACCUCAGUUUGGACGUGAAGGAGAACGGGGCCCUGAAGCCUGUGUCUGUCGAGAUGAACCGAGAGGAAUUACAAACACUCAUCAGCUCAAUGGAGGCUGCCAAUAAGGUGGUACUACAGCUGAAGUGAUGGUGGCGAUAUACAUUUAUUUCACUGUGCCCUUUCAUCUAUGGCUCUUAUUAAGGGGACUUGCUAUAUCAUCAUAGAGGGACACUGAACUAUGAUGCAGGGUCUUUCUGGAAACAGUGGUCUGAUCCAAAUACAGCUUUUUGCCUUCAACCCCCUUAGGCACUGAUUCCUACGCUUCCCCUCAUGAAUUCAAAAUCAUUGAACUUGUGUAAGCAUGGGAUAGUGGGUGUUGCACCAUAUUCCAUUUAUUUUCAAUCCAUGAGGGGGAGUGAAUGAGUGCACAUUUUAGGGAAAAGGAUAUAGAAUCAUACUUCAGCCUAAGAUAGAUUCCCAAGACUGCAGUAAGAAGUAGUCUUUUGUACUUUUUUAUUUUUGCUGUGUUUUUUUGUAAUCCAUUCUAUUACUGUAUAAUAAAUAUUAACGUUUGACCUUUU